Thalassophryne amazonica is the source of this 2223-nucleotide messenger RNA. RefSeq names its product low density lipoprotein receptor class A domain containing 3 (gene ldlrad3). The record is from RefSeq and is a predicted model, not a curated record. Gene Ontology annotation, biological process: receptor-mediated endocytosis. The transcript has 6 exons. Gene Ontology annotation, molecular function: protein binding. Bases 182 to 1246 code for a protein of 354 amino acids. Gene Ontology annotation, cellular component: plasma membrane. NCBI's taxonomy places the organism in Eukaryota, Metazoa, Chordata, Actinopteri, Batrachoidiformes, Batrachoididae.
GCUCUGAAAAUGCAUAUGCACUCCUAAUUGUCACCAGACGAAGUAAAAUAACCCGUUUUGAAUAAUAUAAAAAGCAGGAGGAGCUGUGCCGGGUAAGUUUUUUGGAGUUUCCUACACCUUGUUUUUGGCCCCGCGGCGGCGCAGGGUAGCAAAGGGCCAGCCGGAGGAGAAAGGAGACCGUAUGAUGUGGAUCUGGUACCUGCUCCUUGGUUCGGGUUCCGGCUCAAGAACUGUUGAGAGCCAGCUGUUUCCAGGAAAUAACUUCACCACAGAGUGCAACAUCCCUGGAAAUUUUAUGUGCGGAGAUGGGACAUGUGUCCCUGGCGGAUGGCAGUGUGACGGAAUGCCCGACUGCUUUGACAAGAGUGACGAGAAAGGCUGUCCUAACGUCAAGUCAAAGUGCGCCCCUACAUUCUUUGCCUGUGCUAAUGGCGUCCACUGCAUCAUCGGACGCUUCCGCUGUAAUGGCUUCAGUGACUGUCCUGACGGGAGUGACGAAGUAAACUGCACAGGCAACCCUUUGGUGUGUUCGGAGGCUCGCUUCAAGUGUCGAAAUGGCCGCUGUGUUGACCGCAGCUUCCUGUGUAACGGUCAGAACAACUGUCAGGACAACAGCGAUGAGGAGCUCUGCCUAACCACAGCAGAAGCUCCUGGCCAGGACCUUGUGACGCUGGACUACCGGCUGCAGUAUUAUCCCAGUAUCACCUACGCCGUCAUCGGCAGCGCUGUUAUCUUUGUCCUGGUGGUGGCAUUGCUGGCCCUCGUGCUUCAUCACCAGAGGAAGCGGAGUGUUCUGCUACCCAGAGGUGUUAGAGGUAGCUCACAUCACCACCACCACCAGCCUCUGCUGCUGUCCCGGCUGGUGAUCUUGGACCGGGGCCCUGUCAGUCCAGGUGGUGCAGAUCUAUCAGCUGGCUCCCCCACUACAGUGGCACAAUACAAUUCAGCUCCUCUUGGGCUCCAGCUGUUGUCUGGAGCUGUAUAUCCUUCUGGAUUCAUGGACUCGCCUCCAUCGUACUCACAGGCCGUACUGGAUGUCAGUCGGCCUCCGUGGUUCGACCUCCCUCCGCCUCCUUACCUCUCUGACGGAGAGCUUCCGUCAGAGGGAGAUCUGCCUCAGUAUGAGGCGUCGCAAGAUGCUUCAAGUCAUCCCACAUCACAUCCUUCUCCGCCACUCACACCCAGAACUGUGGCCUCAGGCACUCGGCCGAGACUGAACUCCAGAGAAGAGUCAGACCAGCUGUAGCCGCUUUCCUGUCAAGUGUUGUUCAGAGACUGGCGGACUAGACUGCAGUACCGUGUGAGGUCAGAGACUCUGAGACGACACAGUGACCUACGCUCGACUGUUCGCUUCCAGAAGCACUGAACAGUGACAGGCUCAUCCUGCUUAGACUGCACUUGUGUCAUAGCUCCCUCUGCUGGGAACAUAGGUGCACAACAGCUGCCUGUCCGAUCAUUUGUCAAUUAAAUCAUUCCACUUGUGGCCUUACACACAUAAUGUGUAAAACUGCCAACAUCUCCAAGGAAGGAGUGUAACAUUAAAGGGGCAUUAGUUCAUAUAAACAAGGAGGGCAGAAAAAUAUGGCAGCAUGUGAUGCGAUCAUUGUAAAUCUCGUUUGGAAGCACUUGCAGAGCCAACGGCAUUUUGUGAUGCUGCUCACACCUGCAACAUUGGAGAUUAAAAGAGAGAUGUGAGAUUUUAAAAAAGCAAACUACCAAAUGUGAUUGUUAUAUGAACAUUUCCCACAGUUAGAGAAUUGUAGCAGUGACACAUUGUUGCCUUUUUUAAAGUUGAUAUGAUAUACUUUUCAUAAUUCAUCGUUAGUAAUUCGAGGAGUUUAUACAGUCAUGUUGUUGUUAUAAUCCUAUUAGCAGAUAAACAUAAACAUAAGCAUACACUUGUUAUGUACUGGAGCAAUUCAUUGAGUAAUCAGUUAGUAAUUUUUUUAAAUUCAUUUUUAAUUUUGAUGUAAAGUUUGGCUAGUCAGAAAUAACAGUUUACCAUUAGUUUGAACAGGAAAAAAAAUCAGUCCUAUUAGUGAAUAAUAACUGCUGAGAUAUUGAGAAUUUUAUGAGAUAUUUGUAAAAGACCAUUGGAUACCUUUGUGCAUUUUUGUUCAGUGUUUUUCACAGUAUUGCUACUUGGUUAAAUUCCAGCAAAUGUGUGAAGAAGAUCAUAGAUGAGAUGAUUUUUCUGGAAAUACAUCAUGAUUCCUUGACGGG